CGCCCACGCUGUUCAUGGCGGCGGCGCCCGCUCCCGUCACCGGCCCGCCCGCGCCGCCGCUCUGACGCGCUUCCGGCGCGGGGAGCUGCCGUGGCAGGCGCCGCCGUGACGGCGCGAUGCGGGCGCUGCGGUUGUGGCGGGGGCUGCGGGCGCGGCCGGUCCCUCCCGUUCGGGCGCUGCGGAGCGCGGUGCCCCCGCGGCCGGGCCCGCAGCAGGUGACGGCGGAGGUGCUGGGUCAGCUGGAGCACCUGGCCCUGGUUGAUUUCCGCGACGCGGAGGGCGUGGAGCGGCUGCAGAAAGCGAUCCGGUUUGCUGACCAGCUGCGGGAGGUCAACACCGACGGGGUGGAGCCCAUGGACUCGGUCCUGGAGGACAGGUGUCUGUAUCUCAGGGAAGAUGAUGUUACAGAAGGUAACUGCACAAGAGAGCUGCUGAAAAACGCCAGAGAGAAGGUGGAAGAAUAUUUUGUAGCCCCACCAGGUAACAUCCCUUUACCAAAGCUAGAAGACCAAGAGACUUUUCUGCAGGGCUCUUAGCAAAAGCCCAGAACCCAAACACAAAAUCAGUGUUUUAUUUGAGGAGAAAAAGAGGUUUGUGCAGUCACAGAUGAAAUACCCUGGUGUGUGUUUUGGUCAAAAGAGCACUUGCAAGACAAUUUACGGAAGAAAGAAGGUAUAAAAUGUUUAGUAAUGCUACUGAAAUGUUGAUGUUUAUAAGCUGAAAGGCAGCAUGACAGAUCACUUCAGGGCUUUUAUUUAGCAAAGCAAAUUUGAUGUUAUACUUUUAAGAUACUGACUGGUGUAAAGGCAAACAAUAGGUAAUAUAAAUUGGAGAUUAAUACACUGUUGUUUCUUAACAUCUCAAAAAGCCACCAAGCAUAUUGGAAAUAUCAUCAUUUGAGAAACACAGACAAAUACUAAAGAGUGUGAAUAAUAGUGGCACAAACUUCAGCCAUUAGUGACUUGCUCUUUAAUACCCUGUGUACAAACUGCUUGGACAAGCUCCCUCUCAGGCUGUUCAUUAUGUGCCACAUAUUUAAUGGAAAACAGGCUGAGUGAAAAGCAAUGUGGCUGCCUUCGGUCAGAGAAGAAACCAGCCACUGGGUAGGAUCCACUUUCACUCUACCUGCAAGGCUGCAUGUUUGGUAAGCUUUGAACUGUAUUUUUUCUGGAACUGAUUUUUUAUAUAUAUAUUUUUCUGCCAGAAAGUGAGAGUAAACACUUGUCCGACUCUUA
Molecule: messenger RNA, 1235 nt
Organism: Columba livia (rock pigeon)
Lineage: Eukaryota; Metazoa; Chordata; Aves; Columbiformes; Columbidae
Gene: GATC
Product: glutamyl-tRNA amidotransferase subunit C
Exons: 4
Coding region: 117-536 (139 amino acids)
Biological process (GO): regulation of translational fidelity; glutaminyl-tRNAGln biosynthesis via transamidation; mitochondrial translation
Cellular component (GO): glutamyl-tRNA(Gln) amidotransferase complex; mitochondrion
Molecular function (GO): glutaminyl-tRNA synthase (glutamine-hydrolyzing) activity
Source: RefSeq, a predicted model, not a curated record